UUGACCCUUUGGUUUUUUUUUUCCCGUGAAAAUGUAUCUCUGCAACAUUUUCUUGUCAUUGUUCUUGUUCUCGAUCGAGUUCAUGAUCGUUCUUUCGUCAGGAGAGGAUAACAAGAUGAAGCAGGAUCGAAUCUCAUUACUUGCUCUGAAGUCAAACAUUGUUUCAGAUCCUCAGAACUUCCUGAGAAGCUGGAACUCAGCAGAUGAACAUGUCUGCAACUGGUCUGGCGUCAAGUGCAACAACGACAGCACCCGUGUCGUGCAGCUAGACAUCAGCGGUCACUCGCUUCACGGACAAAUCCCGUCUUCUCUCUCGAAUCUUUCCGCUUUAACGGUUCUCGAUCUUUCCAGAAACUUCUUCAGAGGCCAAAUCCCACCGGAGAUAAGCUCGUUAACAAAGCUGAAACAGCUAAGCCUCUCUGAGAAUCUUCUCGAAGGAAACAUUCCUUCCGAGCUGGGUUCGCUUCGUCAUCUCGUGUAUAUCGAUCUCGGAAGCAACCGUUUGACGGGCGAGAUCCCGUUUCAGCUCUUCUGCAACGAUUCUUCAUCGCCAUCUUCUUCUCUGCAGUAUAUAGAUCUCUCUAACAAUUCUCUAACCGGAGAAAUCCCUCUGAAGAACGGGUGUCAGCUCGAAGAACUUCGGUUUCUUCUUCUAUGGUCGAACAAGCUCGUCGGGCGAGUUCCUUUAUCUCUUUCGAACUCGACGAACCUCAAAUGGAUGGAUUUGGAAUCCAACAUGUUGAGUGGAGAACUGCCUUCUGAAGUCAUAAGCAAGAUGCCACAGCUUCAGUUCCUUUACCUCUCCUACAACCAUUUCCUCAGCCACGACAAUAACACUAACCUCAAUCCCUUCUUCGAAUCAUUGGCUAAUUCAUCUAACUUGCAAGAGCUCGAGCUAGCGGGAAACAACCUCGGGGGAGAGUUGCCUUCCGUCGUAAGGCACCUCUCGGGGAGUCUUGUCCAGAUUCAUCUCGAUCAGAACCGUAUCCACGGCUCUAUCCCACUCGAAAUAUCGAAUCUGGUGAAUCUGACUCUGUUAAACUUCUCCAGUAACCUCUUGAUCGGUUCUAUUCCACACGAGCUCUGUGAACUAAGGAAGCUAGAGAGGGUUUACCUAUCAAACAACAUGCUGACAGGCGAAAUCCCUGCCGGUUUUGGAGACAUUCCUCGUCUCGGUCUUCUGGAUUUGUCUAGAAACAAGCUUUCUGGUUCGAUCCCUGACAGUUUUGCCAAUCUUUCUCAGCUGAGAAGACUUUUGUUAUACGGAAACCAGCUCUCCGGUACAGUACCUCGAAGUCUCGGGAAAUGCAUCAAUCUCGAGAUUCUGGACCUCUCUCAUAACAAUCUCUCAGGGAAUAUUCCAGGUGAAGUUGUGUCCAAUCUGAGAAACUUGAAGCUUUACUUGAACCUCUCUAGCAACCAGUUAAGUGGACGGAUACCUUUGGAGCUAAGCAAAAUGGAUAUGGUGUUAGCCAUUGAUCUAUCUUCCAACAACCUCUCCGGGAAAAUCCCGCCUCAGCUCGGGAGCUGCAUUGCGUUGGAGCAUCUGAAUCUUUCGAGAAAUUCUCUAGCAAGUGUUCUUCCCAGUUCAAUAGGACAGUUGCCUUAUCUGAAAGAACUAGACGUUUCGUUGAACAGGUUAACCGGGGAGAUACCACCAUCUUUUCAGGGUUCUUCAACUCUCAAAAGGUUGAACUUCUCAUUCAACAUGUUCUCCGGGAAUGUGUCCAACAAGGGCGGGUUUGCUAAGCUAACGAUUGAUUCAUUUCUUGGAAAUCCUCUCCUGUGUGGUUCAAUAAAGGGCAUGACAGCUUGCAAGAAGAAGUACAGAUACCGGUAUGUUCUUCUACCGGUAUUGUUAUCGUUGUUCGCUACUCCUGUUCUGUGUUUUUUCGGGUACCCUUUAAUCAAAAGGUCAAGAUUCCGCAAGAACUUAUCGGUAUUCAAUGGAGAAAAGGAAGAGGACGAGGAGAAACAGAACAGGAAGGACCCGAAGCACCCGAGAAUCUCGUAUCAGCAACUCAUUGAAGCAACUGGAGGUUUCAGUUCUUCUAGCUUGAUUGGUUCAGGCAGGUUCGGUCAUGUAUACGAGGGAACUCUCAGGAACAGUACGAGGAUUGCGGUUAAAGUUCUUGAUCCGGAAACAAUGGUAGAGUUCUCGGGGAGUUUCAAAAGAGAAUGCCAAAUCCUAAAGAGAACACGUCACCGAAACCUGAUCAGGAUCAUAACAAUAUGCAGUAGACCGGAUUUCAAGGCUCUGGUUCUGCCAUUGAUGCCCAACGGGAGCUUAGAGAGGCAUCUGUACCCGAAAGACGGGGAAUUGAGCAGAAAACUGGACUUGAUCCAGUUAGUGAACAUUUGCAGUGAUGUUGCGGAAGGAGUGGCUUAUUUGCACCACCAUUCUCCAGUCAAAGUCGUUCACUGUGAUCUCAAACCGAGCAAUAUCCUUCCCGACGACGACAUGACGGCUCUCGUUACCGAUUUCGGGAUCUCGAGAUUGGUGAAAGGCAUCGAGGAAACGGUUUCUGCAGAUGACUCGGUUUCUUUCAGUUCAACAGAUGGAUUGUUAUGUGGAUCAGUCGGAUACAUAGCACCCGAAUACGGGAUGGGAAAACGAGCUUCGAUCCAUGGAGACGUGUACAGUUUCGGGGUUCUUCUGCUAGAGAUUGUGACACGAAGACGUCCAACUGAUGUUAUGGUCAAUGAAGGUUCAAGCCUUCAUGAAUUCAUGAAGUCUCAUUACCCACAUAAGCUCGAAGGCAUAAUCGAAGAAGCGUUACUGAAGUGGAGACCGAAGGGAAAGCCAGAAAGUUGUGAUAAACUAUGGCACGAGAUAGUGUUAGAGCUCAUCGAGCUCGGUCUGAUAUGCACCCAGUACUGUCCCUCCAUCAGACCGAACAUGCUCGAUGUAACUCACGAGAUGGGGAGGCUGAAAGAGUAUAUCUCUACAUGCCCUUCUCUGGUUUUAGCUGCUGAUGAUGAAGCUAGUUCGUCAUAAGACUGUUGUUUUCAGAAUUCUUGAUCAUAUUUCAGAAGUCUUUGAACGAUUAUGUUCAUUCCUUUCAAAGAUUUUCCAGUGAUUUUCUUUUUUUCUAUGAUUCUUGAGCUGGAAUGUUAUAAAAAUGACAGAGUUUGACAAUGUUGAGGGCUUGGACUGAU
Molecule: messenger RNA, 3159 nt
Organism: Tarenaya hassleriana
Lineage: Eukaryota; Viridiplantae; Streptophyta; Magnoliopsida; Brassicales; Cleomaceae
Product: putative leucine-rich repeat receptor-like serine/threonine-protein kinase At2g24130
Exons: 2
Coding region: 32-2998 (988 amino acids)
Biological process (GO): protein phosphorylation
Molecular function (GO): protein kinase activity; ATP binding; protein binding
Source: RefSeq, a predicted model, not a curated record